Molecule: messenger RNA, 4046 nt
Organism: Miniopterus natalensis
Lineage: Eukaryota; Metazoa; Chordata; Mammalia; Chiroptera; Miniopteridae
Source: RefSeq, a predicted model, not a curated record
ACCUUUCCUCAAACCAGCAGAAACAGCUAACAGUGCUUACCUUACCUUUUCAAUGGCAUUAAGUGACUCAGCUCCUCUUGCUAACAUCAUUUUCUCUUCUGUUACAGGGCUCUUUUGUAGAACUAUCUCUUGGAAUGAUAUUUUCAUAAUGAGUCAACAAGGUUAUGUGGCGACACCCCCCUAUUCUCAGUCUCAGUCUGGGAUGGGCCUUUCUGCACCGCAUUAUGGCCACUAUGGGGACCCAUCUCACACAGGCGCUCCACCAGGUAUGAUGAAGCCAGCAGGGCCUUUGGGGGCUGCACCCGGGGGCAUGUUGCCUCAGGGCCCCCCACCUCCUGGGUCCCAUCAAUUUGGCCAGAAUGGAGCUCAUGCCCAGGGUCAUCCUCCCCAAAGAUUUCCAGGUCCUCCACCUGUCAACAGUGGGGCACCCUCCUAUGCCCCAUAUUCACCCGCUACACAGUCAUCAUAUCCAAGUCCUGCGUCCACUUCAUCCAUCUCCCAGCUGGGCAGCCAGCUCAACACCAUGCACAUCAGCAGCUAUGGUUCGGGCAUGGCUCCUCCCGGCCAGGGGCCCCCAGGCUCCCUGUCUGCACCUUCGUGCCAGGGUCCUCCACGCCCUCCACAGCCAUCUAUUUUGCAGCCUGGGUCUCAGAUUCUCCCACCACCUCCCACUGCACUAAACGGCCCUGGUGUACCACCCUUGCCUCCUAAUCCCCAGCUGCAGCCUCCGCCUCUUCCAGGACAGACCCUGGGCACCGGAUACCCACCACAGCAGGCCAACUAUGGCCCCCAGAUGCCUGGUGCGCAGCUCGGGUACCCAGGAGGCUUCCCCGGAGGGCCUGCGCAGAUGACUGGUCCACCCCCACCCCAGAGGAAGCUGGAUCCUGACUCUGUGCCCAGCCCAAUCCAGGUGAUUGAGAAUGACCGAGCCACCAGAGGGGGACAGGUCUAUGCCACCAGCACCAGAGGCCAGGUCCCUCCCCUGGUCACCACAGACUGCGUGGUACAAGAUCAAGGCAAUGCCAGUCCUCGGUACAUCCGCUGCACAACAUACUGUUUCCCUUGCACGUCAGACAUGGCCAAGCAGGCUCAGAUCCCCUUAGCCGCUGUCAUCACGCCCUUCGCCACAGUUCCUUCAAACGAGACUCCCCUUUACCUGGUGAACCACGGAGAGACUGGCCCAGUGAGGUGCAACCGCUGCAAAGCCUACAUGUGCCCCUUCAUGCAAUUCAUUGAGGGUGGCAGGCGCUUCCAGUGUGGGUUCUGCAGCUGCGUGAAUGAAGUCCCGCCAUCCUAUUUCCAACAUCUGGACCACGUUGGCAGAAGACUGGACCACUACGAGAAGCCGGAGCUGUCUCUAGGAUCUUACGAGUACGUUGCUACUUUGGAUUACUGCAGAAACAAUAAGCCUCCCAACCCACCAGCCUUCAUCUUCAUGAUCGACGUUUCCUACAGUAACAUCAAGAGUGGGCUCGUGAGGCUCAUCUGUGAAGAACUGAAGACUGUGCUGGACAGACUGCCCAAGGAAGAGCAAGAAGAGACUUCUGCGGUUCGUGUUGGGUUCAUCACCUAUAACAAAGUCCUCCAUUUCUUUAAUGUCAAGAGUAAUUUGGCGCAGCCUCAGAUGAUGGUGGUGACCGACGUGGGCGAGGUCUUUGUCCCUUUGUUGGAUGGGUUUCUUGUCAACUAUCAAGAGUCCCAGUCUGUGAUUCACAAUUUAUUGGACCAGAUCCCGGAGAUGUUCGCCGACUCUAAUGAGAAUGAGACCGUCUUUGCACCUGUCAUUCAGGCCGGCAUGGAAGCCCUGAAGGCUGCAGACUGUCCCGGAAAGCUGUUCCUCUUCCACUCCUCCCUGCCCACAGCGGAAGCCCCUGGGAAGCUCAGGAACAGGGAUGAUAAGAAGCUGAUCAACACAGACAAAGAGAAGAUCCUUUUCCAGCCCCAAACCAAUGUUUACGACUCGCUGGCCAGGGACUGCGUGUCCCACGGCUGCUGUGUGACACUCUUCCUCUUUCCCAGCCAGUACGUGGACGUGGCCUCCUUGGGCCUCGUGCCCCAGCUCACAGGAGGAACUCUUUACAAAUACAACAACUUCCAGAUGCACUUGGAUAGCCAACAAUUUUUGAAUGACCUCAGAAAUGAUAUUGAAAAGAAAAUAGGAUUUGAUGCUAUAAUGAGGGUCCGAACCAGCACAGGUUUCAGAGCCACUGACUUCUUUGGUGGGAUUAUUAUGAACAACACCACCGAUGUGGAGAUGGCAGCCAUCGACUGUGACAAGGCGGUGACGGUGGAGUUCAAGCACGAUGACAAGCUCGGUGAAGACAGCGGGGCCCUGAUCCAGUGUGCUGUGCUCUACACCACCAUUGGGGGGCAGAGGAGACUGCGCAUUCACAACCUGGCCCUGAGCUGCAGCUCUCAGCUAGCCGACCUCUACAAGAGCUGCGAGACAGACGCUCUCAUCAACUUCUUCGCCAAGUCAGCUUUUAAAGCAGUUCUGCAUCAACCCUUGAAGCUCAUCCGGGAGAUUCUAGUGAACCAGACCUCUCACAUGCUGGCCUGCUACCGGAAGAACUGUGCAAGCCCAUCCGCAGCCAGCCAGCUCAUUUUGCCGGAUUCCAUGAAAGUCCUUCCAGUGUACAUGAACUCUUUGUUGAAAAACUGUGUGCUGCUCAGCAGACCCGAGAUCCCGACAGACGAGCGGGCGUACCAGAGACAGCUGGUCAUGACCAUGGGUGUGGCUGACUCGCAGCUCUUCUUCUACCCGCAGCUCCUGCCCAUACACACGGUAGAUGUCAAGAGCACAGCAGUGCCUGCCGCCAUUCGCUGCUCUGAGUCCCGUCUUUCAGAAGAAGGAAUCUUCCUCCUCUCUAAUGGUCUGAACAUGUUCCUGUGGUUGGGAGUCAGCAGCCCACCAGAACUCAUCCAGGGAAUAUUCAGCGUGCCGUCUCUGGCACAUGUCAACACCGAUAUGACAGUGCUGCCGGAGGUGGGAACCCCUUACUCUCAAACACUCAGGACGAUCAUGGGCAUCCUCCAGCAUAAGAGGCCGUACUCAAUGAAGCUCGUGAUUGUGAAGCAGCGAGAACAGCCGGAGAUGGCUUUCCGGCAGCUCCUGGUGGAGGACAAGGGGCUGGACGGAGGGCCGUCCUACGUGGACUUCCUGUGCUGCGUGCACAAGGGCGUCUGCCAGCUGCUGAACUGAUGCCUUCUCUGCGGCACGUGCUGGUUGCUAAGGAGACCCUCUCUUCGUGGUGCCUAAUUUUCCAGGUGAUAGAUAGCAGGCUGCUUUUGAUUUCUUGCUCAUUUUCAGAAAAGCUUUCCAGGCCGGCCUUUAGAUCGCCAGCUUUGGUGCUCAGGUGUGACGCCAGUGGAGGGGCCACUGCACCUUACAGGGGACCAUCUGCUUCUCAUCCCACUCGUGCGACUGUUCAAGCGGACAGUCCCGUUUCACGGAUGCACAGUUUACAGAACUGCAAACACCCUGACGUUCUCUCCAUGCUAGGCAUAUAAAUUAUUUUUCAAAAUGUAUAGACUCGGGUAAAAACUUUUCUCGGUUCAUCUCCCAUUUGUAGUGAGGGAGAAAAACGUAAUUUUUUUCAUUAUAUUUUUUAAAAUCAUGUAACCCCACUGAACAUUUUUCAACUUGAGGUUUGCAUAGCAGACUUUUAAUGACCUUGGAAUCUAUUUGGUAGAACAAUUUGUGUUCUACAUUUUUUCAUAAUUAUAGGUUGUAUAUGGUACAAUUUGUCUAUACAGCUGUCUUUAUCAAUACUCUUAGUGGUUCUCUGUACAAUUCUGAAGGUUUCUGCCUGCAUAUAAUGGGUCUCAGCCAGCACCAGUAAACCCCUUCACAUGCUCUUGCUCAGCUGGUAGACUCAGGCUUAGGUGUUCCGAGGUCGAGGGCCCAGAAAGGCACCACCUUCGCUCUGGACGUCCACCCAAGUGACACAGGGAAUCGUUAAGGGGUAUGUGCAUUUUUCUAAUGUUCGGUCAGAUGGAAACAUAUUUCUCAUGUAUUAAUAAAACAAUAAAGAUAAAAAUUCAAA